Molecule: messenger RNA, 477 nt
Organism: Melampsora larici-populina 98AG31
Lineage: Eukaryota; Fungi; Basidiomycota; Pucciniomycetes; Pucciniales; Melampsoraceae
Exons: 5
Coding region: 1-477 (158 amino acids)
Molecular function (GO): hydrolase activity, acting on ester bonds
Source: RefSeq, a predicted model, not a curated record
AUGGUUAAUAAAUCAUCCAGAGUUGAACAAGCAAAUGUCGGUGAUUAUCUCUCCAUUUCAAAGCUUGCUUUAGAAAAGCACCACAUACUAUACGUGGAUGAGAUUUUUGCUGAAUUCAUCGUCAUCACCAUUCCACCACUCGAGCUUGUCCCAAAUUCAGUUCAAUUUGCUUCUCGAUCUAAGAAUCCAUUGGGAUCUUUAGACAGAGUCAAGGAUUUAACAAGCACUUACAACCAGGGCUUAAUGAAAUUGCAAUCAGAUAAGAUCCGAGUACUGGAUAUCGUUCCCUUUUGGUCAGACAUUGCAAGCAAUCCAAAAGAAUAUGGAUUCGCACACGUCAAAAAAGCGUGCCUAGGAGGAGGCAAAGUGUGCCCCAAUCCUGUGGCCUACAUGUAUUGGGAUUCUUUGCACCCCACAACCACAAUGCAUGAAAUCAUUGCAAAACAGGUGCAUGGGUAUCUAGAAAAGAUAGUGUAA